Molecule: messenger RNA, 3834 nt
Organism: Ipomoea nil (Japanese morning glory)
Lineage: Eukaryota; Viridiplantae; Streptophyta; Magnoliopsida; Solanales; Convolvulaceae
Exons: 10
Coding region: 719-3556 (945 amino acids)
Molecular function (GO): metal ion binding
Source: RefSeq, a predicted model, not a curated record
GUUUACUAUUCAUAUUAAGCUCGUUUUGGGUAAAUGCAAGGAAUUUUACGUUUUUCUUUUCGUGAGAUGCAUUUGUUGAACAUCGCUUAGUUGUUUUCGUUCUUAAGAAAUUAUAUAUAAACUUACUUGCAUCGUAUGACGUCCUAACUUGUCUGUGGUUAUAAUGCGUUGAAAUUUGAACAAGGAGGUAGGAGAGUAGCUGAAAAUGCUCUUAUUUUAUCUACGUGAUUUGUAUCUAGUUAAAUAUUGAUUAUACCAAUGCGAGAGUUCUGCAAAAUUAAUUGUUUAUUUGCAGCAAUUAAUUGCUUGCUGGUUUUGAAGGAAAACAUGCCCUAUGUGUUUUCAUAGUGGAGACUUUCAUUACAAAAUUGAAACAAGGCUUCUGCACGCUUUUGGCAGUUCUUAUUUUGAUAAGCAGCUUUCAGAAGAACUAUUGCAUUAGUUGUACCAGGAUGAUGGAAGAAGUGAAUUUGAUUUGUUCUCUUUUGUAAAUGUAAGGUUUUUAGCUUCUACAAAGGCGGUGUUAGUAGAUAGUCCAUGGUUGGUUACUCAAACAAGCAGGAAAAGAAAAAGAAGAGGCAAAAACGGAGAUUCUCUGUGGCUGAUAAGGUUUUGUAGAGUUUCUGAUGAACCAAAUUUGGUAGCACUUGCACUAUCAUUUAGAGGUUUGCCGGUAUCCAAAGUUGGCAUUGUACAAUACCCACAUAUGUCAGCUUGAAUGAUUAAUCCUCAGAGAAACAGUCUUGGAGACAGGAAUGUGGAGCAGGCAAUAAUAGCCAUAAAGAGGGGAUCAUAUCUUCUCAAGUAUGGGUGUACAGGAAAACCGAAGUUUUGCCCUUUCCGGCUUUCAACUGAUGAGACAAGACUAAUAUGGUAUCAUGGAGAGGAGAAAAAUCUCCAGCUUAGUCAUGUUUCAACAAUUAUUCCCGGGCAGCAUACUGCAACAUUUCAGCGUUAUCCUCGACCUGAUAAAGAAUAUCAAUCAUUCUCUCUUAUAUAUGGCAAACGUUCUUUGGAUUUGAUUUGCAAAGACAAGAAUGAGGCAGAAAUAUGGUUUAUAGCCCUCAGGACAUUGAUUUCUCGGGAUAACUGUGAAAAAAGUAGCCAUAGUGCUUUAUCUGACAGUUCAAGUGCCCUGACCCAGCAAAGUUCUCAUUCCAUUUUGUCAAGCAGCAGCAGCAGCAAUGUUGUCAAUGAGGAUCAAAGGAAAAAGCAAUCAGUUCUGCAUCCAUAUGAGAGUCCCCCUCAUAAAAGAUUGGUAAGAGCCCUCUCUGAUAUGCUAGUGUAUAAUGAUGCAGCACCAUGUUCUCCCCAGAAAGAUUUAAAGUCCAAUUCCAUUGGUUCAAGAUCGCUUAAGAACUUAAAUUAUGAAAAUGGGCAUAGCUCUGUGGAUACAUUCCGAGUUAGUCUCUCCAGUGCCGCAAGUUCACCUAGUCAAAGAUCUCUUGAAAAUUUUGAUACAGACAUCCUAAUUUGGGGAGAAAGAACUGGUGAUGAUCUGUUGGGUGGUGGAAAGUUUCCUUCGUCUGCAACAAGGGAUGCUUUAUUGCCAAAGACUCUGGAAUCAGCAUUGGUACUUGAUGCUCAAAUUAUUGCCUGUGGGAGCAGACAUGCUGUUCUAAUCACAAAACAUGGAGAGACUUUUAGCUGGGGAGAGGGCUCUUUUGGACAACUAGGGCAUGGAGUAGAGUCAGAUAUCUAUAACCCAAAGCUUAUUAACACUCUUAGUGGGUUGAAAAUUACAUCUGCAGCUUGUGGAGAAUACCAUACUUGUGCUAUAACUGUUGAUGGAGAACUCUACACCUGGGGUGAGGGUACUUACAACUUUUGUCUCCUUGGGCAUGGCACUGGAAUCAGUCACUGGACCCCCAAAAAGGUAAGAGGUCCAUUGGAGGAUAAACAGGUAUUAAUGGUCUCUUGUGGACCUUGGCAUUCAGCUGUUGUAACAUCCAUGGGCCAAUUGUUUACGUUUGGGGAUGGAACUUUUGGUGCACUAGGGCAUGGAGAUCAUUGUAACACUAGCAUUCCAAGGGAAGUUGAAACUCUUAAAGGACUAAGAGCACUGAAAGUUUCAUGUGGAUAUUGGCACACCGCUGCUAUUGUGGAGUCUUCUUUAGAAAACUCUGAUUCUGAUCAGUCUUCAACUGGCAGGCUGUUUACUUGGGGAAAUGGGAAUGAAGGUCAGCUUGGACAUGGGGAUGAAGCCUCUAGACUUGUACCAUGUUGUAUUACCAUGUUACAUGGCACAAACUUCUGUCAAGUUGCAUGCGGUCAUAGCAUCACAGUUGCUCUUACAACCUCAGGACAAGUAUAUACUAUGGGAAGUUCUGAUUAUGGACAACUUGGGAUUCCUGAGAGUACAGGGAAACUCCCUUCUUGUGUUCAUGGAAAAAUUAAAAACAGUUUUAUUGAAGAAAUAGCAUGUGGUUCUUUUCAUGUUGCAGUAUUGAGUUCACAAUCUGAGGUUUACACAUGGGGAAAGGGUGGAAAUGGUCAACUAGGACAUGGAGAAAAUUAUGACAGAAGCACACCUACUCGUGUUGAAGCUCUGAAAGACAGAUGCAUAAAGAGUGUGGUUUGUGGGAAGAAUUUUACUGCUGCCAUUUGUCUUCACAAAGAAGUGUCAAUAGCUGAUCAUUCUAUUAUUUGUUCUGGUUGCCGCCGCCCAUUUAACUUCAGACGUAAGUGUCACAACUGCUACAAUUGUGGGCUAGUUUUUUGCGGUACUUGCACAAGCAAGAAAUCUCUAAAAGCUUCCUUGGCUCCGAGUCUGCAUAAACCUUAUCGUGUGUGUGAAGAUUGCUUUACUAAACUGAACAAGGGUUUGGAUGUUGCAUUGAGUACUUUACCGCCAAAGGCCUUAGUUUCACAUAAGAGUUUUAGUGAGCAAAAGGAGAAAGAGUCUGUCCACACUAAGCCAAAAGGCAUUCUGUCUCGUCUCUUAUCACUUGAUUCAUUCAAAUGGCCUGAAACUUGGCAUUCCAAAAAGAACCAGAAACACGAUUCAAGCUUCAGCCAUACCCCUAAUGGAAGUCCUCAGUCAUGUCCAUCUAUGCGUGAUUAUUCUGACAAAACACCAUUUCUCAUUCCUGGAACACCAAAUCAUUCUCUAUCAGGUUCUCAAUCAGGUUCUCUAUCAGGUUCUCCUGUAUCUAGAAAGCCAAAUCAUUCUCAUUCAUUUUCAGUUCCAUGUAAUUUUUCUCUGAUGGAAAGCCCUCAAGUUCUUUCUAAUGCAAGGGAUACAAGCGAAGAUCUCACAAAAGAACUAUCAAUUUUAAGAGAGCAGGUGGAAACUCUCACCAGUAGAUCACAUUUCUUAGAAGUAGAACUUAAAACAACACUAAAGCAGUUGUUGGAGUCACAUGAAGUAGCCAGAGUUGAAACCAGGAAAAACAUUGCUGCGAAGGAAGUAAUAAGAUGUCUGGUGACACAGUUGAAGGACUUGGCUGCAAGAUUGCCUCGUGAUACUUCCUCCUGCAGAAAUUUGGAUCCAUCCAUUGAUGACACCUUAAACACACCGUGCAUCUCUCCUUGGUGGAGUAAAUUGUCAAAGUAGGCAUAUUUGGCUUUUGUUUCAUAUGAAUGGGUACACAAUUCAGUGCAUUUUAAGGUUGGGGAAUGUUUGGCUUCUCCAUCCUUUUCGAUCUCCCGGGGACGCAAGAGCCAUGUUCAACUCUAUUUGACUAUGUUAAGACAGUACUUAGUCUGUAGUUCUGAGCAGACAGCAUGCAUUCAACUUCGUAUAUAAUGUGUAGCACUAGGAAGAGAAGAUGCAAGUGUAAAUCAUGAUACGAGCGAGGUACAGUUUUUUUGUUUUUUUGUUUUUUUGUUUUU